UGAAAUAGGGAGCGGCAGGGCACGGCAAAGGCAACCCCACCGCACACGGAGGAGGAGCAGCAGCGGCAUCCCCCCACCACACCACCUCGCGCUCAGUCACAGACAUCGAUCGUCACCAAACGGCGAUUAAAUACACCCUUAAAAGCGCCCGCCCGACCCAAACACCGCGCAUUCCAUUCCCAUUCGAUUCCACCGCCGCCGCCCUGCGUCGUCGCGGCGUCUGCACCGCCGACGCCGCCUCGCUCGCCCGUCCGUCUGUCCUACUCCUUCCGUGGAGACCUCGGGAUCCCUCGACCGCGUGCCGCCCGCGCCGAGGCCGAGCAUGAACGGCAUCGUCGGCGACCCGCACGCGGCCGCGAUGAUGAUGCAGCAGCACGUGCAGCAGCAGCUGGGGGUGUCGCUGCCGAUGGCGACGUCGUCCUUCGCGCCCGACGCGGCCAGCGCCAAGCCGAGGCCGCCGGGUCUACCGCCAACGCCACCCCCGGCGUCGUUCGCCGGGCAUCGGCCCUCGCCGGGGGACGUGUGCAUGGACAUCGACCCCGCGGCGCGCAGUAACAAGGCGCACCGCCGCUCCCGCAGCGACGUCCCGUUCGGGUACUUCCCGCCGGCGACGUCCCACCUCCCGCCGCCCAAGGUGGAGGCCGGCUGGAGCCACCACGGCGUUGGCGGCGGCGGUGACGCGGACGACCUCUUCAACGCGUACCUCAACCUGGAGGGGCUGGACGGGCUCAACUCCUCCGACGAGCGCCACGACGACGGGGACAGCCGCGGGAGCAGCAUGAAGACCAACGGCGCCGACAGCAGCGAGAACGAGUCGGAGGAGUGCGCCGCCGACAGCCGCGCGGCCGGGAUCCGACUCUGGGGCGAUGCCAGCGCCGCCGGCGACAGGCGGGAGGGGCUCAAGAGGAGCGCCGCGGGGGACCCGGCGGCGGCCGCCGCGCCCAUGGCGCGCCACGCUAGGAGCCUGUCCAUGGACAGCCUCAUCGGGAAGCUCAACUUCUCCGCCGGCGCGGCGGCCAACGGCGUCAUGCCGGGGCCCAACAGGUUCAGCCUCGAGUUCGGUAGCGGCGAGUUCACACCCGUCGAGAUGAAGAAGAUCAUGGCCGACGAGAAGCUCGCCGAGAUGGCCCUCGCCGACCCCAAGCGCGUCAAGAGGGUGCUGGCGAACAGGCAGUCGGCGGCGCGGUCCAAGGAGCGGAAGAUGCGCUACAUUGCGGAGCUGGAGCAGAAGGUGCAGAUCCUGCAAACAGAAGCCACGACUCUCUCCGCUCAGCUCACUCUUCUCCAGCGCGACUCGGCGGGGAUCGCGACGCAGAACAACGAGCUCAAGUUCCGGCUGCAGGCCAUGGAGCAGCAGGCGCAGCUGCGCGACGCACUGAAUGAGGCACUGACAGCCGAGGUCCAGCGCCUGAAACUCGCGACUGCAGAGCUCGGCGAUUCUUGCUCGUCCAACAAUCUAGCCCAGCAGCUUCAACUCAAUGCUCAGGACCAGAUGUUCCAACUGCAUCAGCAGCAGGCUACGCCGAUCCCGUUUUACCAGCUGCAGCAGGCACAGCAGAACGGCGUAGGGAAGAACCAUGAAUCGAAGGAAUGAACUCUGAGGCAUUGCCGACUGCUUCAUGGGAAAAACAAAAGGAAUGUCGGUCUAGAUGAACUGAAAGCAUUUGAUUUCCUAACUCAUUGGUUUUAAAAUGUCGUUAAUAAUCACCGUGUAUUUUUCCAGGUGAUGAACCUGCUUGUACCCCUCUAUGUUUAUUUAUUCUUUGGAUGAUACAUCUUUUGUUUGAGUUACCAAACUGAUCAAAUUGUAGCUGAUUCAUAUUCUUUUGUACUACUAUAUCUCUCGUU
This is a messenger RNA of Setaria italica (foxtail millet), 1848 nucleotides long. RefSeq names its product transcription factor RF2b. Gene Ontology annotation, cellular component: nucleus. The transcript has 4 exons. Gene Ontology annotation, biological process: regulation of DNA-templated transcription. Lineage: Eukaryota; Viridiplantae; Streptophyta; Magnoliopsida; Poales; Poaceae. Bases 323 to 1594 code for a protein of 423 amino acids. The record is from RefSeq and is a predicted model, not a curated record. Gene Ontology annotation, molecular function: DNA-binding transcription factor activity.